CCCCCACCUGCUACCCCCCGACGCCCCGCCCAUCCCUGCCGCUCCACACUCUGCGGGGCCCACUGCUGACGCUCGCAGGGGGAUGGGGGCAGCAGGGGGAGGCGCAGGGGGAAGCGGAGGGCAGGGGGAGGACCUAGUGGCAGCGCAGGGGGAGGAGGUGGAGCAGGGGGUGGGAGGGGGAUGCAUGGGGAGGGGCAGGGAGGCAGGGCGCUGUCAGGGCAGCAGGGCGCGCCUGGGGGAGGGCCAGCUAGUUCAGGUGGCACCCCAGCUGUUUCUUCAGGUGCUGCUGCUGCUGCCGGGCCGCCCAGUUGCGCUGCCUCUGCCCGGCGCCCCCAUGGGGAUGGGGAUGAAGCCCGGCAUGCUGCCCCCGCACAUGCACCCCCACCCCAUGUUCCUGCGCAGCCCCCCUGCUGGCGCCGCUGGCCCCAUGGGCGGACCCAUGGGCGGAGGGAUGGGGGGAGGCAUGGGUGGAGGAGGAGACGGGCAGAGGGGCGGGCAUGCGAAGGAGGGGGAAGGGCGUGGUGACGAGGAGAUGGCGCAUGGGCAUGGGAAGGAGGGGCGUGGUGACGAGGACGCGCUCCAUGAGCUCCAUGAACGCCCUCCCACGCCGACUGCCGACUUUGAUGACGAUGAUGACGUGGCGGCGCCAGCUGGCAAGGGGCAGGAGACGGAGAGGGGUGAUGGGGAGGAAGACGGUGGUUUGGAGGAGCGGGAGGAAGCGAGGGGAGGGGAGGAGGCAGCAGCAGGAGGGGGGGAGGAGGAAGAGGAGUAUGAGGAUGAGCUGGCCUUUGAGGGGGAGGACUUUGGAGAGAUGUAUGAGGAGGACGAGGAGGAGGAAGGAGGGGGCGGUCCCGAUGCUGCUGAUGCUGAUGCUGCCUCUGGCGUCGCCAGGCCAUUCUCCCCGAGAGGCCCGCCUCACCAGCACGAGGGCAGGUUCCAUGAAGGGGCGCGGUACGGGGGAGGCAGGGGCAGGGGCGGGCGAGGAGGGCCCUUGCCCCCAGGGCUUGCACACGCGUAUGGGGGGAGGCAUGGCCGGCAUGGGCGGGGGAGAUGGAUGGGCGGACGCAUGGGGCCCAGAGAUAUGGGCAUGGGCAUGGGCAUGGGGAUAGGUAUGGGGAUGCCGCCGGGGUUGGGGAUGGGCAUGGGUGGGCCAGGUCCGGGUGCAAGUGGAGCAGGUGGCAUGGUGAAGGGGGGAAGGAUGGUUGCAGGGAGUGCGGGGGGGAGGGAGAACUAUGGGUCCCCCAUGGGGUAUGGGCGAAUGGCUGUCGACGCACCACUUGGCAGGAUGGGAGUGGAUGGUGGAGGGUUCAGCAGGAGGGGAGGGGAGAUGCUGGGGCGAAGGCAGGAGGAGGUGAGGGACGGUGGGGUGGGGGUGGGAGAAAGGGCGGAGAAGGCAGUGGAGGGAGACGAGAGGAGGGGGGCAUGGCGAGAGGAGCGGGAGGAGAGGGGUGAGAGAGGUGAGAGGGUGAGGGAGAAGUGGAAGGAUGAGCGGGAGAAGGAGAGGGGCUUUAAGGAGGAGCGUGGAGGGAGUGUGGGUCCGGAACCAGAAAGGAGCGGGCGGAGCAGGGUGAAGGAAGAGAGAGGUGAGAGGAGGGAGAGGGGUGAGAGGAGAGAGAAGGACGAGAGGAGAGAGAAGGAUGAGAAGGUUGAUCGUGGUGGAAGGGGUGAUAAAGGGGAGAGGGGAGGGCGAGAGCGAGAGGAGAGGGAGGGAGGAGGGGAGAGGGCGAGUGAAGAGGGGUUGAGAGGCCGGGAAAGGCCGAAGCAGAAGGGAAGGGAGAGAGGAGGGGAGAGGGAGAGAGGAGGGGAGAGGGAGAGAGGGGAGAAGGAGAGGGAGCGGGAGAGGGGAAGGGAGAGGGCAACAAGUGUGGGUCAGGAGCGAGAGAGGGAGGCGGUGGGGAAGGGGGAGGAGAGGGCGGGGAUUAAAGGGGAGAGGGAGUGGAGGAGAGGCGAGAGAGAGGAGUGGAGAGGCAGUGAAGGAGUGGGGCGAGAGGGUAUUGGGCGAGAGGAGGUGGGGAAUGAGUUUAUGGGACGUGAAGGGAUGGGGCGCGAGGGUGCGGGCAAAGAGGGGCCAGUGGCAGACCUGAGAGUGAAGCUGCGUGAGGAGAAGGGCAAGGCGGGGCGAGGCAGGGAGAAGGAGGGCAGGGAGAAGGACGGGAGGGAGUGGGAGGGCGAGGAGCGGGAGGAGAGGGGCCGGGAGAAAGGGCGAGGGCGGGAGGAGAGGGAGAGGGGGAAGGAGAGGACGAAGGAGAGGGGGGGGGAGGAGGAAUGGAGGGUCCAUUGGAGGAAGCAGGAGGGGAUAGGAGGAGGGGAGGGGAGUCACGAGGCGGGGAGAGAGGUGAUCGGCACGCGCACAGGGGCCCACCACCUGGGGAGGACGGCAGGAGACCAGGUACUGCCCCUCACUCCCCUUCUCCCGCUGCUGCAGACAGUGCUGCAGCUGCUGCUGCUGCUGGUGGCACUGCUAUGCGUCGCAGUGCUGUGCAGCGCACAGACGGGCAUCUGGUGGUGCAGAGAGAGGGAGGGGGGAGGAGGAGUGGGGAGGGGGAGUGAGGAGGGGAACAUGCCAAGUGGUGCUGCUGGCGCUGGUACGCCAGAGGGAGCGCAAGGGGCGGCAGCAGGGGAGAGCAAGAUGGAGCGGCCGGCGCGCAAGAGACGGGAGGGAGGCGGCGAGGGGGUGGCGGGCAGGGAGGAGUGCUGGAGCAUGGCGGCUAAGAGGCUCUGCUUUGCUGUGGAGCUCUCCUGCGAGCGUGGUGACGGAUGGAGGCUGCUGCUGCUACAGGGGUGGACGUGCUGCCAGGGGGGCGAUGCACGCAGCAGAUUGCAGUGAUGAGCCGCCAGGGGGGAAUCUCACGAGGUGUCUUUCGAGCCAAGAUGGGCAUGGCUGCGUAGCGUACCGGGUGUGAAGGCAUGGCUGCCGCAGCGGGUGUGUGCAGCCACACAUGCCCACCUGUGUGCAUGCUUGCCGCGGCACACCCACUGCUCUUCACAUCCCCGUCAGCACCUGAGCAGACUAUGGCAGCGGCCGGGCAUGUGGUUGGUGCCAAGAAGGUGGGCAUGUGGUUGGUGCCAAGGAGACGUGCCUGUGUGCAAUUGUGGCAGGUGGGGAGUGCGCCAGGGCUGGAGGCCAUGCGGGGUGGAGGCCACAGUGCUGGCACGACUGCCCAAGGAGCCUGGUGGUGCUCGAGUUCUCUUCCCUUGAAUCAGGCUCCUCGGGAACAAGCUGCUUCUCUCAGACACUUUCUCCUCCCACCCUGCCUGCCUGUCCGCCUGCGUGCUGCUGCGUGACCCUGGUCACAACUCUGUCCUCUUGCGCCCUCCUGCUGCUGCUGCCACUGCUCUUGACAUCUGCAGUAGCAGCAGGAGCAGCCCCUUGCCUGGGCUCUAGCAGCCUCUGGAGUCUGGAGUCUGGGACUUCUGCCCAGACAGAUGCUCUCUGCUCUGCAGAUGACCUUUGACUGACCUUUGACUCGCUUGACUUUGCUUGACUGGACACGUGCUUGUUUUGCGACUAGGUAUGUGCAUAACUGUUUGAAAGCUGCUGCAUGCAUGCGUAGCGUAGGCCAUGUUUUGACGCAGGAAUGCAGGCUGCAUCCACAGCAGGUAGACACGGCAUCUGGAAGCAGAGGAGGCAGAGGAGUGGAUGGGGCAAUGGCCGUACAUAUCAUCAUGCAGCGCUGCCCCUGCAAGUGCCACCACACCACACCGCACCACACCCACUGUCUCUCAGUAGGUUCCCUGUGCUGACGACGACCUUGCAAGGCACACGGGGCAGCAGACUGGUAGCCUGGUAGCACAUGCCACAGGGAAGCUGUAUAGACUCGUAGCAGCACUUAGUGUAGAAGCUGGUAGGGUGCAGAUAUGUGCUGCAGGUGCAGGGCCACGUAUAGGCAGUUGCUACACAAUGAUAGAGGAUGCUCGCUUGCAGCCCUGCAGUAGAUACAUGCCGUAACACGGUACGGCAGCGGUGGAGAUGUGGGAAUGGCCAUGCAGUUCGGAGUUCAGCCCAUGGGGGAAUCGAGUGGCUCUUGAGCUCAGCAGU
Messenger RNA from Closterium sp. NIES-67, 4039 nucleotides. Lineage: Eukaryota; Viridiplantae; Streptophyta; Zygnematophyceae; Desmidiales; Closteriaceae. The record is from the annotation of a GenBank genome assembly.